Molecule: messenger RNA, 2473 nt
Organism: Scylla paramamosain (green mud crab)
Lineage: Eukaryota; Metazoa; Arthropoda; Malacostraca; Decapoda; Portunidae
Gene: IntS9
Product: integrator complex subunit 9-like
Exons: 15
Coding region: 285-2216 (643 amino acids)
Biological process (GO): snRNA 3'-end processing
Cellular component (GO): integrator complex
Source: RefSeq, a predicted model, not a curated record
AGAGCCAGUGAUAACAGUAAAUUGAGCGCCGAUAGAAAGACGCCACGACCAUCAACAACUGACUCGAGCACAGCCAAACAAACAUCGCGUCAGUGCCGCUGUUCACUCCACCUUAAUACCUUCACUUACCUGGAGGAAUUGCCGUUGUGAGACUACCAGGACGCGACCCAGACAUGUAACACCCCUCACCCCACCGGCCGUGACCUGACGUGACCUGCCCUGCCCUGCCCUGCCCUGCUCUGCUCUGCUCUUCCCCGCCACUGAAUGCACACCAAACACUCAUCAUGAAGUUGUACUGCCUGAGUGGCCACCCCAACAAGCCAUGCAAUGUGGUCACCUUCAAGAGCUGUACACUCAUGCUGGACUGUGGCCUCGACAUGACCAGCGUGAGUCACUUCCUGCCUCUGCCGCUGGUGUCCUCGGCGAGACUCAACUCCCUCAACACCUGGGUGCCGCGGGACACUGACUCACAGCUGGAGGGGGAGCUUAGGGAGUGCAUGAACCGAGUGUUUGUGGAUUCCCCGCCAGAGUUCGUUCCACCCGCUUCAGGUUUGGUGGAUUUCUCGGAGGUGGAUGCAAUUCUGGUGUCCAACUACCACAGUAUGCUGGCGCUGCCCUUCAUCACCAAUCACACUGGCUUCAGGGGCGUGGUGCUCAUGACGGAACCCACGCUGCAGAUUGGAAGGCUGUUCAUGGAGGAGCUGGUAGAGUACAUAGAGAGGACCCCCAAGGCACGCCACGCCUCUCGCUGGAAGAACUACCUCCGCUGUCUGCCCCCGCCACUGUCCGAGGUGCGGUCGCCUAAGAUGUGGCAGGCAGCUUACACCAUGAAGGCCAUCAACGCUGCCCUGAGCCACGUCCAGAUUGUGGCCUAUAAUGAAAAUAUUGACAUAUGUGGGGCCCUGAAGGUGACGGCGGUGAGCUCUGGCUUCUGUCUGGGCAGCUGCAAUUGGCUAAUCUGCUCGGACCAUGAGAAGCUGGCAUACCUGAGUGGGUCGUCAACGCUCACCACCCACCCGAGGCCCAUCGACCAGAAUUCCCUCAAAAAUGCUGACGUUCUCAUCAUGACGGCUCUCAACCACACUCCGCUCUUCAAUCCGGACUCCAUGUUGGGGGAGUUUUGUGUGGCUGUGGCCCAGACGAUAAGGAACGGGGGGAACGCGUUGGUGCCUUGUUAUCCAAGCGGUGUGGUGUACGAUCUGUUCGAGUGUCUCUCCAAUCAUAUGGAUAAUCUCGGCCUUUCUCUCAUCCCUAUGUAUUUCGUCUCCCCUCGUGCUGAGAACUCCCUGGGGUACUCCAAUAUCUUCUCCGAGUGGUUGUCUUCAAGCAAGCAGGGAAAGGUUUACUCCAUGGACGACCCCUUCCCCCAUGCACACCUCUCUCGCUUGGGGCGCCUCAAGGCCUUCAAGAGUCUCGACGCAGAGGGAUUCAGCUGUGAGUACAGGCAGCCCUGCAUUGUGUUCUGUGGCCACCCCAGCCUGCGGUUCGGAGACGCUGUGCACUUCAUUGAUAUGUGGGGCAACAACCCGCAGAAUGCCAUCCUCUUCACAGAGCCUGAGUUUGACAUAGGGGAGGUGUUAGCGCCCUUCCAGCCCCUGGCGAUGCGACAAGUGUACUGCCCCAUCGACACCAGCCUGGACUUCACACAGGCAAGAAAGCUGAUCAACGAGCUGAAGCCGGCCAAGCUGGUGGUGCCUGAGGUGUACAUGAGGCCGCCUGCCAAUGCCCCGCACCGCACUGACCUCACCCUUGACCUGGAGGAGGCACCACUGACCUAUGGGGAGUGCCAGCUGCUUAACCUCGGCAUUCAGCGGCGCCUGGAGACCAUGAGCAUCACCCCUGACCUAGCACUGGCACUAAACCCCAUCACCAUUAGGCCUGGCAUCGUCACCACCACCAUCACCGCCACAGUACAUACCAGGGACAAUAAAUAUACCCUACAGCCCUUAGAUGAUGGGGACACAGAGCCACACGCCCGCCUGCCUACUUGCUACCCUUACGGCAACCUGAAUGUAGAUGAGCUGGUGCAGAGGCUGGCGCAGGCUGGCUUGGCGGAUGCGAGGGUGGAUGACAGCAAAGAGGGCCUUGUUAUUACUCUGGCCAACGACGAUGUGGUGAUCCAAAUUAACGAGUUUGCCACGCACAUCAUCUCAGCCAACAGUUCUUUGAGGGAGAAGCUGCGAGACAUCCUGCUGGAGUGUCUGGGGAGCUUCUGAGGGGGUGACUGUGGGGGAGCGGAGGGAUGUGACUGACUGAAGGAAGAACUGACUAGCUGACUGACUGACUGACUGACUCGCAAACCAGCUGACUUAAUGUUCAAAUAACUGAUAAACAAGCAAAGUUGCCAAAAAAACAACUGACUGACUGACUAGACUACUGUGCCUUGUCCCUCCCCUACCCGCCCCUCCCCCCAACCCUCCCUUACUAGUGUAGUGGGGCUAACUGAAAUAUCUUAAUAAACUGUUGAAAUUUU